Molecule: messenger RNA, 2187 nt
Organism: Oncorhynchus mykiss (rainbow trout)
Lineage: Eukaryota; Metazoa; Chordata; Actinopteri; Salmoniformes; Salmonidae
Product: phosphoglycerate kinase
Biological process (GO): gluconeogenesis; glycolytic process
Cellular component (GO): cytosol
Molecular function (GO): ADP binding; phosphoglycerate kinase activity; ATP binding
Source: RefSeq, a predicted model, not a curated record
GCCAACCGCAGUUAAACCGCAUCGAAGUAGAAGAAGAACAACACAAUGACAGUGCUGAUGCAGCAGUCUCGUAUUAGCUUUUGACCAAAGCUAACGUCCCGUCCAUCAGAAGUUCCUCCCUGCGCUAAGGUCAUUUCAUUCGGGAACUACCCGGCAUCAGCAGAGUGAGGUGAAGAUCGGAACGAGGAACACAGCAGAGCAGGUGCAAGUAAAACAUCAAAAUGUCGCUGUCAAAUAAACUCACCCUGGACAAGGUGGACGUAAAUGGGAAGCGCGUGAUCAUGAGGGUUGAUUUCAAUGUGCCCAUGAAGGACCAAAAAAUCACAAACAACCAGAGGAUCAAGGCUGCUGUCCCCACCAUCAAGCACUGUCUGGAUCAUGGGGCCAAGGCCGUGGUGCUGAUGAGCCACUUGGGUCGUCCUGAUGGGAACCCCAUGCCUGACAAAUUCUCCCUGGAGCCCGUGGCCGCCGAGCUCAAGAGCCUGCUGGGCAAGGACGUGCACUUCCUGAAGGACUGUGUGGGUCCCGAUGUAGAGCAGGCCUGCGCAGACCCCGCAGAGGGUUCCGUCAUUCUCCUGGAGAACCUGAGAUUCCACGUCGCUGAGGAGGGCAAGGGCAAGGACACCUCCGGAAACAAGACCAAAGCAACCCAGGAGCAGAUUGAUUCCUUCAGAGCCUCUCUGUCUAAACUGGGAGAUGUCUACGUCAAUGAUGCCUUUGGCACAGCACACAGAGCCCACAGCUCCAUGGUUGGAGUGAACCUGUCCCAGAAGGCUGCAGGUUUCCUGAUGAAGAAGGAGCUGGACUACUUUGCCAUGGCUCUGGAGAAACCAGCCAGGCCCUUUCUGGCCAUUCUCGGAGGAGCCAAGGUCAAGGACAAGAUUCAACUGAUCAACAACAUGUUGGACCAGGUCAAUGAGAUGAUCAUCGGUGGUGGCAUGGCCUUCACCUUCCUCAAUGUCCUCAACAACAUGGAGAUCGGCACCUCCCUGUAUGAUGAGGAGGGCGCCAAGAUCGUCAAAGAGCUGAUGGCCAAGGCUGAGAAGAACAAUGUCAAGAUCAACCUACCCGUUGACUUCAUCACCGCCGAGAAGUUUGACGAGCAUGCCCAGACUGGCAACGCCACUGUGGCUGCUGGCAUCCCCGCAGGCUGGAUGGGUCUGGACUGUGGACCCGAGAGCAACAAGCUCUUCGCAGAGGCUGUAGGCAGAGCCAAGCAGAUUGUGUGGAACGGCCCCGUUGGUGUGUUUGAGUUUGAGAACUUUGCCAAAGGAACCAAGAGCCUGAUGGACAAAGUGGUGGAGGUCACCAACUCAGGCUGCGUCACAAUCAUCGGUGGAGGUGACACAGCUACCUGCUGCGCCAAAUGGGGCACAGAGGAUAAGGUCAGCCAUGUCAGCACAGGAGGCGGAGCCAGUCUGGAGCUUCUGGAGGGUAAAGUGUUGCCCGGUGUGGAUGCCCUCAGCAGCGCCUAAGCCCCAUCCCCAUCACCUAGGAGAGGUGGGAGUGAAGACAAACACACCCGCCUGAGUUUGGACACCCACCCAGCCCCCAAGGCAAAGUGCUCCCUAAGUUUCCCACCUGCGCUUGUCUAGCACCACCCCUGCUCUCUAGUCUACUACUGUCCAGACUGCUGACACAAACUGCAAUAUCUCUCUCGCUGCUACACGUGCCCAACAUCUGCCAUUAGCAGUUUCCACACUGAGGAAGUGGAGGUGUUCUCAGCAGAAACCACCCUCACUCCCUCAUAUGCACUUAUGUUCCUUCGAGCUGUGUUUUUCAGAGACCAGUCAACUGCAGCUACAACUGUUGUCAUCAUACAGAAAUGUGGGAAUUUGUCAUCUAUAUCGCCUGUGUAAAAGAGUGCUUGCUUGUGUUUGUUUGUAUUACUCUUAUAUAGCCAGCCAGCCCAGGGAGUUUUUACAACCCUUCAAGCGUAAAAAUGUGCUGUAACUCUAUCUAGACCUUUAUAUUUGUUUUCACACAAAUGUCUCUGUGUCAGUUGCCCCCAUUGUCUCAACCAUGUUUCUCCCCCCUGUUAUGUCAUCCAUCCUAUGAUCCUGUGGCUUGUAAGAUGGUUGUUACCCAGUGGUGGUUUCAGGGGUCGAGCUACUGCAAAUCAUGUGACCUGAACAGACCCUCACAGAAUAAAACAGUUGGUGUAAAAUAAAAAAAAGUGACUAUUUA